AAGUGAGACAGGUUUCUUAAUGUUUUUACUGUCAAGGAUUCUACCGUCUGAAAUCAAUUUUAAGCUUUGUUCACAUUCCUUCUCUUGAAGUGUGAUGUUAAGCUGUUCCACAAAAAAAAUUAUAUAUAUAUAUAUAUAUUUUUUUUUACUUGACAUUAGUAUUUAAUUGUCAUCCCUAUUUGCUUCCCUGUUAAGUGUUGACUAAUCAUAGAUGUUGAGGCCUAGCUUUAUUUGACAGUUAGAUUUAUUUUUAUUUUUUUAUAUUGGCUUGUUUUAUUCAAUUCUUGGAGGCUGAGUCUUAUUUAUCUGAGAGAAUAUAAUCUUAAUUUUGAAAUAAUCUAGACUGGAUGUGUAGAUCUAAUUGCUUUUGACUUUACUGACCAGAGCAUUGACAGGGUCAUAGUUAGUAAUUAAAAGCUGUCUGAUAGUGUAAUAGGAUGGUCAUGCUAUAGGAUGGUCAUGCUAUAGGAUGGUCAUGCUGUUGGAGGUUAUCUAUGUUCCCAGGGCACAUAUGUUCCCCUAUUCAAUGUUCAAUGGAACAUAUUAACAACGCUUUUGUUUUCAGGUCCAAUUGAACCCGUCAUGAUAGAAUAUCGCAUAAGUAAAUAUUAUCAAUUAUAAUUUUAUUGGAAUACGGGUUCAAAAGUACUAUAGAAAUACAAUGAAGCCAAUGAUUAACGUUUGAUUUUGAUCAAUAUAGGUCUAACACUGUGCUAUGGGGACUGAAGUGGGAAACAUGAGACCCUGGGCACAUAGGAAUGACUCCCAUCCUGUAGUAAAGCGUUACAGUCUUGCACUUUCAUUUGCAUUUCCUUAACAAUCAACCUCUACCUCACCAUCCUGCCCCACUGUGUUACGACUUAUAACCCAAAAUAUUCAGUACGCAAGUGUAACACACUUGGUUUUGAGGGAAUGAUAAAACAAUUGUAUUAGUUAUGUAAUUUGUGUGUAAGACAUUGAUGAAUUGUCUCUGAGAGGAACUCCUCACUCAAACCUCAUCACUUGUCUGAUUGCUAACUGAGCGCAGCAGGUGAAAUACAAUUAGCACACAAUGCAAAUUACAGGGUUUGCAAUGCAAAUUAAAUCAUUAGCACUGUCAUCAACAUCAGGCUAUACAUCCUGUUUUGUUGCAAUUUUUCUGAAGAAAAAUCAGGGUUGAAAUGAUCAUGGAGAUGUUUAUCAGACUGGGUGAUUAGAAUAUGGAUCACACCCAGAUUGUCAAAAUGUGAUACAUGAUUCUAUAUUCUAGCAAUCUGAAGAGAAUCAUAAAAAAAUCAGGUUUUUCAUCUGCACUUGCACUAGGAGUCCUGUUUAAGAAAUAUAUAUAUAUAUAUAAAAAUCUGUGCCACAGAUACUUCAAACAAUUCAAGCCAGCUGGGGCGGUUCACUAAUGAUGUGUCCAUGAAAACGCUGUGGGGGUCACCCAGUGUCUUCACACUGAGCACAGCGAAGUCUUCAACCUUCUUUUUGGUUUUUGUCUAAAGGGUAGCUGACAAGGCAUAGAGUUAAGAGUACAAGCAACAAAGCUUGGGGGGGGGGGGAAGAAUCAUUUUCUGUUGCAGGCUUUUAUGUGAUGAGUUUGUGUAGGUUAAUGAUAUAAACAUGCCAUUGUGAGGUUCUCUGUUCAAGGAGUUCCUGACACAGCAGACAAAUAAGGAGGUUCAUGCCUAGAAGCGCUCUUAACACAGGACACUGUUUAAUCAAACUGCAACUUGGAGGUUAGUGAAUUGCAAGGGGUGUAAAAUCCAGAAGCACAAUUUCUGUUUUGAAGAGGGAACAAAAGCUAUUAUCUGAAUUGCUUGUCGGCCGUACACUAGUCUGACCACAGACAAAAGGGAAAAACAUUACUGUAAUUCCCUGGGGGGAUGUGGCAAUGCUGCAAGUGAAAAACUUGCCAGUGUCUCAUUGUGAAAUGUGUUGAAACGUAGGUUUUAUAUGGCGUUUGAGUACAGAAUAUCCUUCAUUUCAGAUUUACAACUGUAAAGAACAGAAUGAAUGCCGUAAUCCGGCGUUCCUUACAUGCAGGUCAAUGAAAGUGAAAACCCUAUCGAAAACUUCUAAUCACUUGGGAUCUUUGGGUUUGUCUAUGUAUAAGUGUGUCUAUUUGGUAAGUGUCACUCGUGUGCCGUGAAAUGGUGCCUGACUGGAUCUUUUGUUAUUGGCUGUGUGUGGAAUCAUUUCUGCGCUUAGAGAGGCACCUCACCCCAGCACCCGCGUAAUUAAUGUGUCCGUGCCUAUUUAUAGCAUGUGUACGCGUGCACGUACGCACGUGCGUGACAACCGAGAAAUGAGUAGAGUGGGGGUAGUGUGUAGUAUCUGACAGCGUGGGGUGGUGCACCUCCACCUGCUGAUUUGUAUCAUAGGCUAUAGACCAUAAAAUCAUCACUGUCACUCGAUGUGCUACAUUAUACGAUUUUAUAGCAAAAUAAACAAGAUAGGCCUACUCAAUCACUUUACCAUGAACGUAUUACAUGAAAUAUAGGCUAUAAGCUUUGAGAAUGUAAUUAUUGCAAUGCCGAAUCUCCGAGACCAUUAAGGAAAUCACUGAAUAAACAACACAAUUCCAAUUGUCAACCUCUAGAGUUGCUAAUGCCGAGAGAGUUGUACGGUAAGAAUUCGGAGAAUCAAUUAGCCUAUACUAAAGGCAACCAAUCUGUGAUGGAGUUAGUCAAUUGUGCAAUCAACAGUAUAGGCCCACAAGAAGUGGUCCAAUCACAAAUAAAUGGUAACACGUGUAGGCAGGGGUAACCUAUAUGGUCAAUUUAAGUUGCUUUAUGUUCUUUGGGGUAUUUCGUGUAGGCCUACCAAUAUUGUGUGUGAACAUAACUGCACAGUGCACACAGUAGAGUUCAAUAACUGGCAGAUGAGGGUAACCUUUCUUAGCAGGCUUGAUAUCCGACAUCCCUCAGCAACAGCUAGAGGAAGAUGAAGUGCUGCACUUCCUAUGACCAUAUUCGGAUAGUGCCGCUGAUGCGGGAGCAUCAGUAGCCUAGACAGCUCGGUGAAAAUGAGCGCGUUUUAUUUCCAUCAAAUACAAUAAAUGAACGUUUAUUGCCAUAGUUUAUUUGCUCCUAUCAUUUUUGAGAAGACGCUGUCAAACCUUGAACGUCGAUUGUUUUUUGUUAAAGGAACUCAAAAGCACCCGACAACAACAACAUUUGCAAACUGUGAAUGAGAAAGCUACAGAGAGGAAAUCAGAAUGACGACACUGCUGGACCUAAAGAGCAGUGUGAUGAGGCAGGUGCAGAGGAGCCAGUCCCUGAGGGGACGGAGGGAACCUGCAACCUCUGUCAGCAGCCCCCCGUCUCACCGCCCUGACCCUCAACCCCGCGGGGCUCCAGAAGAGAAGGGGGAGUUCUUUGAGCGCAUGAACAACAUACUCCAGAAGCAGGAGAACAUUCUGCAUGCUGACAAUGCUGAGUGCCAGGGAGGGAGCAGCACUGCAGCCCCACCCCCCGAACACAUUGACCAGGCAUUUGUACCAGACAGAGCCAGCAGGAGGGAGCUGGACCUCUUGUAUGAGGAGGCAGUGUACACAGUGGUGAACAGGGUCGGAGUGCCUUCACCGGAAUAUGUCGCCGGAGAAGGAGAUAUCUUCAGCUACUUGCUAAAGGUGUUUGAUCUGGGUCAGGAGGAGCAUGACAUUACUCUGCAGAGAGUCCAAGAAUCCAAGAGAGCCAGUUUCUCCCUGAGGGUUUCUGUCAUGAAAGGAAAAAAUCUAAUGGCAAAAGAUGCAAACGGGUACAGCGACCCCUAUUGCAUGCUGGGAAUCCUGCUGGGUCAGAGCCCACGAGAGACAGAGGAGAAAAAGGAGAGGAAGUUUAGCUUCAGGAAGAGGAAGGACAAACUGGAGAAGCGUUCCAGUGUCAAGGAAGUUCUGGCUGCACGCUGCAUCCAGGUCACUGAGGUCAAGCCUGAAACCCUCAACCCUGUUUGGAAUGAGCACUUUGUCUUCGACAUCGAUGAUGUCCAUAGCGAUCUACUGCAUCUAGACAUAUGGGAUCACGAUGAUGAUGUCUCGGUGGCUGAAGCCUGCAAAAAACUGAAUGAAGUCAGUGGAUUCCGAGGAAUGGGCAGGUACUUCAAGCAGAUUGCUAAAUCAGUUCGGUCCAAUGGAACAGCAGCAUCUGGGUCCGAGGAAAAUGCUGAUGACUUCUUGGGGUGCAUCAACGUUCCUCUAAAUGAGAUCCCUGUUGUUGGGUAUGAUAAAUGGUUUAAACUUGAGCCCAGGUCUAGUGCCUCCAAGGUCCAGGGGGAAUGUUACCUGAUCCUGAAGCUCUUCACAACCCAGAGAGACACAACACUGAGUAAGAGGGAUUCUAAUAUUUUCAUUCACAAGAAAAUGCUGAGUCAGAUACUUGAGUAUGAACACGCUCACAUUCAGAAAGAGCCUUACAACUGGAACGGGCAAGUGACUCCACCAGCAUGGACUGUGCUCUCCCAUCAUGCAGUUCAAACUGACCUCUCACCCCUGCAACAGGCCAUCAUCCGCUGGCAGUGCUACAGCAGCCACCACCGGUCCCAGAGGGUCUGCUACACCCUGCUGCUGCGUCUCCUCAGAACCAUCGAUGCAGAGUGGGAUCCCCCCGAGGUCAGAGGAGAUCUGGAGAGGCAGCUGUCUGACAGCUUCCGGCUCCACAUAGAGCACUGCCUGGGCCUGAUGAAGAACAUGCGUCAGGUGUUUCCCAGUUCCUGUCCAUCCGCCAUCACACGCUGUGAACUCAUGCUGAGGGGGAUAGGACACAUGCAGACCAUGCAGGCAUUCAAGACCGUUUGUCCUUUACGAAAUGAAUUGCAUUUGGAAAUUGCCACAGUUGUCAAGAAAGGAACUGCGGAGUGGUAUGAGAACAUCAUCUCAGAGUACAAACCAGAGAAAGGGGCCCUGGAGGAGCAGCUAAGGAGACUGGUCCAGGUGGUGGAUGCUGUGUGUGCUGACGCCCAGAGUGGACAGAACGUCUACAACAAGCUGUUCUACAGUGCUGUGAAAGUAGAUUUCUUCAGCAUCUCAUACAGGCAGUUGGAAAAACUAGUAGCAGAUGAUGUGAGCGUUGCCAUGGAAAGGGUGUGUGGAACUCUGGAACAGGAAAGCACCAGACUGACUCAGAGCAUGGGCGAGACCCUCUUUGAGCUCUACAUGUCUUUAAAAACACUGAAACGCUUCAGGGAGUUUCUACCUCUCAAGGAUGCUAAAAUGCUAGCUUUGACUAGCUUUCACAACUGGUUCAAGUCCUCUAUACACAAGUGGCUGCAGAUAGUCCAUGAGAGAUCCUGCGACAGGAUUCGUAAGGCAGUGGACAUGGACCAGCUGGAGCCAGUGCAUCAGACCAAACAUAGCUCCUCAGCAGUGGAUGUCACAGCAUGUUUCAGCCAGGUGCAGGACUUCUGGUCCCAGCUGGCUUGGCCAGACUCUGCAGGAGCCUUCAUCUUCGUCACCCGCCUGACGGAUAAUUUCUGCAGUGAGGCUGUGAGUUACUCUGAGAUGAUAAAGCGCAAGAUUGAGACCAGCCAGCUCGGCCAAGACCACAAGAUCCUAACAGUGCAGCUGUGCAUUGCACUGAACAACACCGAACACGUGCGUGUGUUCCUGGGGGGCCUGCCCCGGGACCUGGACUGGCCCGGGUUGGAACAGGCCAUGGAGGAGUCUUGUGGAGCGGAAGGCAAGGAGCAGGUCAACAAGGCCCUCAACGGGCAACUGUACAACGCAGACCUAGACCUGCAGAGAGAGGCCAAGCGCCUCAUCACCCUGCUCACUGACAAGAUGCUCUCAGAGUUGAGGAGGUACAUUCAGCACAUCAGCCUCUCCCCUGACUCCAUCAACAAUGAUGACGCUGUGUCCCCCCUCAUGAAGUACUUGCACGACACUCUGGUCAUCCUCAGUGAGUCCCUGCUGAAGGAGAAUCUGACAAGAGUUCUCCACAGCAUGUGGGAGCUGCUCCUCAGGAUGAUCCUGGACACCAUCGCUGAGAACCGGGGAGUCCAGGUGGAGUUCUACAACCGCUUUCAGUACACUGUGGAGGCCCUGUUGCAGUUCUUUCACGCUGAAGGAGAGGGACUGGUGUUGGAGGAUAUGAAGAGUGGAGACUACAAGGCCCUGGAUGAGGAGCUAAAGCUGAAUAAAUGCUCCUCCUUUGAGCUGAUCGAGCAGUACUUCCUGGAGAAGAUCUCCCAGCAGAGAACACUAAAGCACACCCGUUUUGGCCGCAUCAGUGUAAAGUGUUACUACGAUGCUCCUGAACAGAGACUGACUGUGGAAAUUUUGCAUGCAGCUGAUCUCAUUGCCCUGGAUGCCAACGGGCUGAGUGAUCCCUUUAUCAUCAUGGAACUGUGUCCCCAUCACCUCUUUCCCAUGGCCAAGAGUCAGCGCACCCAAGUCAAGCUCAAGACCCUUCAUCCAGUAUUUGAUGAGAUCUUUUACUUCCAUGUCAGUCCUGAGCAGUACAGACACAGGUUUGCAUGUUUGAUCUUCACUGUGAUGGACUAUGAUUGGUUGUCCACCAAUGACUUUGCUGGUGAAGCUGUGGCCCCCCUAAGUGACUACUGUUGGCCGGGGAGACCUAAUGCCUCAGCCUCUGGCAAGAACGUCCAGCCCUCCAUCUUGCACUUGUCUCGCAACAAACCCAGCGAGAAGCCAAUCAUGAGGAUGUUGGAUGCACGGACAGGAGACAAGGAGGCUCAGGAGUUUGUUCGCAGACUGAAGGAGAUUGAGAAGUCUAUGGAAGAGGAAUAAGCUGUCCAGCUUCUGGUGUAUCAAUGUUUUCUUGCCACAUCUUGCCGUAUUUACUUUUGUACGUGUUGUACGAUGUUUCCAAUGUUUACAGUUUUUAAAUCCUCUUGAAUGUGCAGUAAAUAUGUCCAAAUGGAAAAACAUGGUAAGACAUGACGCUGUUUUCUAUUUGGGAAGCUGAUGUCCUGUCAGUGCUGUAUUUUAAUGUCUCAGCAUUUCCCAGACAGGGAGUAUCUGAGAAAUGUGACCAAUAGUGUUAGCUAUACAGUAUAUUUUGUUAAGAGGUUUCUGAAUGUCAUCUUGUUGUAUUAUCUUUGAUAUGAUCGAUUUAAAAGUACAUCAAAUGACAAUUGUGUUUGUGAAAUGAUUGGUAUGCAGUUUAAUCAUUAAAAUGGAUAUCACAGCCAUUAUAAUAUUUUACACAUACUAAUUCCCCCCAACCCCCCCCCCCCCC
Hypomesus transpacificus is the source of this 7178-nucleotide messenger RNA. It is a transcript of the gene baiap3, whose product is annotated as BAI1 associated protein 3. The record is from RefSeq and is a predicted model, not a curated record. The transcript is spliced from 34 exons. Bases 3200 to 6727 code for a protein of 1175 amino acids. NCBI's taxonomy places the organism in Eukaryota, Metazoa, Chordata, Actinopteri, Osmeriformes, Osmeridae.